GUCACGCCAACGUCUGCCACCGGCCCCUCUCUCGGUUCUUUACAAUCGCAUCCCUUAACGAAGCAUCCCUUAAGACAAAUGUUUCAUAAAUUUCACUAAGAAAACAAAAUACAAAACAAACGCGACUCUCUCUUUUCUUUUGACUCAUUUUUACCAUUGUAAGUGUCCUCGUGUAAACGUGUUGCAAUUUAAGUGAUCGAAGAAAAAAUAACGUUUUAAGGAAUAGUGGAUAGGAGUGUUGUUGGUCCAGUGUUAUCCUGAAUUUGUGAGAUAAUAAUGAUGAUGAUGACUUUUAGUGAGUGAAUCCUAGUGUUCUUCCUUUAAUCUCUCCAAUUGUAAAUCUCAUUUAUCGUAAAGAAUCGGUGAUACUCGCAUAUUUAUUCUGUGAUACAUUUUUAUACUUUUUUCUUUUCUUUCGUCUCUUUGUUUUUUAUUUACUACGACACGUUGAUGAAGAAAAAGAGAGAGAGAGAGAGAGAGAGUAAAGGAAGAUCAAUUGUAUUAAAGCUUAAGGAACAAUUGUUGAGAUAAAAAAAAAACGUCCGUCCAAAGAGACUCGCCCUGAGACAAAAAAGCGGCCGAGUUUGUUGAUCAACCGGUGUACGAAGAAAUCAUCCCUUAAAAUGAAACGUUCACGCAAAUAUCCGAAAGCAAAGGAAACUCGUAUUUCCUUAAAUAAAUUUCAAUCGUUUCGUUUAUUCAAUUCAUUUAUAUUGAGUGUAAUUUUGUCCAUGUGAUUUUUCAAAGUGUACGAUUAAAAAAUACUUCUUUUUUUUUCGGUGGUAGAAUUAUCUACGAUUAGGAACACAGAUAGUGGAAAUAAUUGUACAUGAUAAGAAAAAAGGGAUGUCGAAAUUUGAGGUAAGAUCCAUCAGCCUCUCUCGACUUUGUCUUCCGUCGGGAGGUGGCUUAGAAAAUCGGUCAGUGUUUAGACGCUUUCGGUAAGUUUUGCUGAACGCACCAAUUAUGGUCUCGAGCGUGUCCUUAAACCGGCUCGAAACUUGUGCGUAGGAGGGUGGAGGAUGAGCGGGAAAGAAUUAAUUCUCGUAAAAAAGACUAUGUGAAGUGAUAAUCGAAUGAAGAGGAUUAGCCGUAGAAUAAUAUCCAGGUGAUCAUUGUCAUCGAGAAACGAGAUUCAGCCAAAAGAAUGUUCAGGUGAUUGUCGUUGAAGAUUUGGAAAUAAAUCUUUCUGGAAGAAAAAAAAAAAUGAUGUCGUCGAGGUGGUCGUCGAUGAUCGAUUGAUUUGAAUUUAACGAGGAAGGGAUACGGAAGAGUAUGUUGAGGUGGUCAACGUCAUCGUCGAUGAUUUUGGCGUCAAUGAUCCUGGUGUUGGAGCUGAUGCUCGCCGCGCUGGCAGGCGCCGAGCUCAGCUCUCGAAUCAUCAGGACGAAAUACGGCGAAUUGUCAGGUGUAAUAGUCAAUCUCGAUCGUUUUCUCGAAGGUGUCGAAGUAUUUCGUGGUGUACCAUACGCCUCCCCACCGAUCGGUUCGUUACGUUUUAUGCCACCCGUUAGCGGCGCCUUGUGGCACGGCGUCAAGGUCGCCGAUAAAUUCGGACCCGUCUGUCCGCAAAAGCUUCCGGAAUUGACCGACAAGAUGCCCAAAGGCAGGCUCGAAUAUCUCAGAAGAUUACUACCCUAUCUUCGUAAUCAAAGCGAGGAUUGUCUCUACCUCAACAUUUACACGCCUGUCCAAGCCGGUGCAAGGGAUGGUGGUGGAAGGAGAUAUCCUGUGAUCGUGUUCGUUCAUGGUGAAAGCUACGAGUGGAGCAGCGGCAAUCCUUACGAUGGUAGCGUCUUGGCGAGUUAUGGUGGUGUUGUUGUAGUUACCAUAAACUACAGACUAGGAAUUCUCGGCUUUCUAAAUGCCAACACAGAUUCGCACUUACGGUCGCCGGCAAAUUACGGGCUAAUGGAUCAAAUCGCAGCGUUACACUGGGUACAGGAGAACAUAGGCUAUUUUGGGGGUGAUCCUGGAAACGUGACGUUAGUGGGCCAUGGUACUGGUGCUGCAUGCGUCAAUUUUCUCAUGACUAGUCAGGCUGUACCUGACGGGCUCCUUUUUCAUCGUGGAGUUUUGAUGUCAGGUAGCGCUCUCUCGCCCUGGGCGCUAGUAAGAGGGGCUGCUAAUUACGCUAUGCAAGUUGCCAAACAUCUGAAUUGCUCGUCGGUUGCUGGUGAUCCACAAGCGCUUUUACGAUGUCUCAGGGACGUACCAUUGAACACUUUGAUAUCGGUCCCUGUGAAGGGUCUGGAAUUUGCCCCAGCCUUUGGACCAAGCAUAGACGGCGUUGUCAUCGAUCCAGGUGAUCCCGAGGAUCAAGACUUCACUUUACAAGUGGAUACGAUAAACACGUUGAACAACAUUUUAUUGAGAAAAGAUGUCAUAGCAAAGCUUUCAAGGUACGAUUUGAUGGUAGGUGUUGUACGUUCAGAAGCGUAUUUUUCAUUAACCGCGGAUGACGCUCAGUACGGUAUUGAAGCUGACAGAAGAACCAAAAUCCUUCGUGAAUUCGUACGCAAUACUUAUACCUAUCAUCAACCAGAAAUUUUAGCAACAAUUAUUAACGAAUACACGGAUUGGGAAAGACCAGUUCAGCAUCCGGUUAAUAUAAGAGACGAAACACUAGAAGCACUUGGAGAUGCUAAUACAGUGGCCCCUGCUACGAGAACUGCAGAUCUUCACAGCCAAUCUCAUCGAAAUUCCUAUCUAUACGUUUUCGACUAUCAAACUAAAUUCGGAGACUAUCCGCAGAGACCUGGCUGUAUACACGGCGAAGAGUUGCCAUAUUUUUUUGGAGCACCUUUAAUGGGGGGCUUGGCACAUUGGCCGAAAAAUUACACCAGAGCGGAAAUCGCUUUAUCCGAAAGCGUUAUUUUGUACCUGACGAAUUUCGCUCGUACUGGUAAUCCUAACGAGGGUACACUCGAUCCUGGUUCGAUAGGAUCGAGACCAGACCGUACGAAGGUCAAGAACAUUGAUUGGACAGCUUACGAAGCGGUACACAAAAAAUAUCUCAGUAUAGAACUCAAGUCAAAGUUGAAGAACCAUUACAGGGCACAUAGACUUUCAUUUUGGUUGAAUCUCGUGCCCGAUCUUCAUAAACCUGGUACCGAUGAUGUUCCCAGGUCGCAUCAUCUUUUAGAUGCUGAACAGGUACCACCGAGAUUCAUCCAAAGAGUUCCAACAACUGCACGCACAACUACAUCGGAAGUUACGAUCGUUGAUAGGCCACAAAAUGGUUCAACUGCAAUACCAAGCGAAUUGGCUUUCGAAGAUUCGACAGGUCAACCGGAAGACGGUUUUGCAGCUUACUCGACUGCCCUAAGUGUGACGAUUGCAAUCGGUUGCAGUCUUCUCAUUUUAAACGUUUUAAUAUUUGCCGGUGUUUAUUAUCAACGUGACAAAAGUAAUCAACACAGUUGUUCGAAGAAACGUCAAGAAAAUGGACAAAUGCCUAACAAUAUAUGCGGCGAAUUGGAAACUAAAAAUGCUGAGAGACAUCACAUACAACACAUACCACCACCCGAAUUUGCUGAUCUGCAAAACAAUAGUUGUCACGUGCCGAUGCCACCACCACCUCCUAAAAAUACUAAACCAGGAAAACCAACGCAAAAUUUAAUUAUUAGUCCUAAUCAAUUGCAACAGGAAAGUCUGGCAAUGUCGGCAGCUGGAACAUUGAAAAAAGGACACAAUCAUCAAACACAAAUCAUGGAAGAACUAAGAGUUUGACUCUAGGAGUUUCUUAUCUCUUAUCAAUACGUACAACAACCACCACCACCACCACCACCACCACCACCACCACCAUUACCACCACGGAUCCAUUCAAUGAACAAUUACUCUCGAUAAAAUAAAAUUAAAAAAUAAAAAAUGGGGCCUAUCGAUUAAAUUCGGCUCGGAUUUUAUGAAAUCUCUUUUUUUGAAAAACACUAACAAUUUCAUGCGAUAUUUAAAAAAAAAAAAAAA
Molecule: messenger RNA, 3966 nt
Organism: Polistes dominula (European paper wasp)
Lineage: Eukaryota; Metazoa; Arthropoda; Insecta; Hymenoptera; Vespidae
Gene: Nlg3
Product: Neuroligin 3
Cellular component (GO): membrane
Molecular function (GO): neurexin family protein binding
Source: RefSeq, a predicted model, not a curated record